UAUAUAAGCAUUUUUUUAUUUUGUUUAUGUCAGUGAGGUUUGAAAUUUGAAAUUUAGUGUGUUUUAGUUGAAUUCAUCGAGAUGGCUGAUAAGAAUCGGUUUAUUUUUGAUUGUGGCUUCGUACUUAUCGUAUUAGUGUCAAUACUAAAAAUAACAGAAUGUGUUGACGACGACUACAAUGUGUUGCACAACGAUGGUUCCUUUGAAUUUGGUUCCAACAGCCCAGAUUCGUACCACUACGCUGAUGGUAACAGAAACAACGUUGUAAAGGGAGAAUUUGGUGCUAGAAACCCAGGCACAGGUGCCAUCGAUUCCACGAUAUACACUGCAGGCCCUAGAGGUUACAGACCGCGCGGGAAAAACAUUCACCGGAAAUACGACUUGAACCAAAACGGGCGUAGACCCGUAGGGUCGAGAGACGACCCCUACUACGACCCCUACGAAGACCCUAGCUACAACUUCUCGUUCAGGACCAGAACCUACAACAGAGACGAAAGCGCCAACAGGGUGGGAGAUGUCAACGGAAGGUACUCUUACUUGGAUGACGUGGGUGAGAGGCACAACGUGGAGUUUAUAGCCGGGGCUAAAACCGGUUUCCACGUUAAAACUCCUUUCCCCGACUCCAAUCCGCGAGGGUAUGGUCCUUUGUACUUCAACGGCAGAGGAAAGCCUAUACCCAGGGGAAGAACAUCCGUACAGAGGGGAGUCGAUGGGAGUUACAAGUUUGUCUCUGCAGGUCCUGAUCAACGCCGGACGGAAACAGCUGACGCAACAGGUCACGUGAGAGGGUCCUACACCUACUUGGAUGACAAAGGUGUCCAGCACAGUGUUCACUAUAUAGCCGGUCCUGAAACUGGGUAUAGAGUGUUGAAGAACGUCAAAGGACCUCAUCUACCUACGGUGUUUCCCUUCGGACGUCCGGGUAUCAUCCCGCCAGAUUUCUACGACUACAACGGAAGGGAGGGCGAUUUAUUCGAUACAGCCGCCAGUGGCAGUCCUGUUGAUAAUAAUGUGGAUAAUAAUUUGAAACCUGGUAAAGAUGAGGUGAACUUCGAUACAGGUAUUGAUGUGAACAAGGAUGAUUUCAAUAAGUUUAAUAACGAUGCUAGCUCGACGACUCCCUUUCCACCUAGAAGACCUGCGAGACCACAAAACAGACCUGGAGUUAAUAGACCGUAUGGAGCGAAUAGGCCGUCUUACAGCGAUGACGGUGAUGAAUCCGACUUUGAUUUAUUCGGAGGUGUUAGUGGUGGAUCGUCAACCACAGCAAAGCCAUACGAUGACGGUCAAUAUAGGCCAUCGUCAACAGAAAGAACCCAAAGUAGUUCCACAACUUCCAGGCCUUCUGAUGGUGGCUUUAUAAGUUUGGAUGGUGGGGGGGAUUAUGGUUCCAGACCAAGACCUGGCGCCACCGUAUCUACCAGCGCCACAUCUUCAUCUACACCAAAUUAUGGGAAUGACGGUGAUGGUUAUAGUUCCACCAUCAGGCCGAGUAAUAGACCUAGUGGACGUCCCAGGCCAACUUACGAAGACGAUUUUAGCAUUUUCGGCAGCGAAUCCCACGGAAGUCAUUUCGGAAUAAGCGAAGGUACUGAUGGGUAUGGAAGUAACUGUCCCAAAUGUCGCGGCACAGUCGUUACUAACGUCGGAUAUAACACCUUUUCCGUGCCACCUGGAGUUUCCGUGAGGGCCCACGUUCAAGCAAUUGAUUUGUUCCCAGUUUCGGACGUGUUUCCAUCGCCCAGCGAGCAAUUUAGGGCGGAUAUGGGCUUGAAGACGGAGCAGCUGAACGAAGCGCCAACCAAGGAGGCCAGAGCUACCACCACGAAGAAUGCGGAUAGUUCCGAGGAAGUUACCACGACGGUGGUGCCCACUACUACAAGUAACUCCACUAGUGCCUAGAGAUAUCUCUACUUAUAUGUAAAUAUAUCCAAAGAUGUUAGGUGUAUUAUUUAUUAAAU
Brassicogethes aeneus is the source of this 1961-nucleotide messenger RNA. The record is from the annotation of a GenBank genome assembly. NCBI's taxonomy places the organism in Eukaryota, Metazoa, Arthropoda, Insecta, Coleoptera, Nitidulidae.